This is a messenger RNA of Saccostrea cuccullata (small rock oyster), 962 nucleotides long. RefSeq lists its product as uncharacterized. The annotation marks the transcript as partial. NCBI's taxonomy places the organism in Eukaryota, Metazoa, Mollusca, Bivalvia, Ostreida, Ostreidae. The record is from RefSeq and is a predicted model, not a curated record. The transcript is spliced from 7 exons.
UCCAGGGGUCUAGUGAUGGAAGCUUUGAAUCUUCUGGCUGAGAACAAGCAAUUUGUGAUACCCCCAGACAUGAUUUCAGGGCUGGUGUCCAAAGGUUUUUCCAAUCAUCUCAUCCAGGCAUCUAAAGGUGUUUUCCUGGAGUUUAUGCCCCCCGCGUCACUGGUGGACCUACUGUGUAAUAAGCCAGACCUGGCCCUCCCUAAUUACACCCUCCUUCAGGCCGUCCUACCAGAACUAGACGUCCCUCACCUGGAGACCCUGGCUCAGGUGUUUGACCCCUCACGGAAUCCCCUCAGGAACCAUCUGUGUAGACACCUGGGCUCCAGGCACAGGACGGCCAGUAUUAGCUCUGUGUCCAGUGACGGAGAACCAGGAGGAAUGGAGGGAGGAAUGACUGAUAUGAGUAGACUGGUUGAGGUCUUUAUUUGGAUUAUAAUCCAUCUGAACAGGAGGAGGGAGGACAAUGGCUACAUUCCCUCUGUACAGGAGUUGAUGUCCAUCAGCACAACAGAAGCCAAACAACGGUGUCAAAGUCAAGCUCAUACAAGUCAGCCAGUGCCCAGAAGGAAGCGUUUAUCCUAUCAGCCCCGUCCUAUAGGGGCAGGCCCUCAGCAUGUAGCCCUGGUCAGAAACGGGGACCUUUAUACCUGGGGUAAAACUUCACAGGGGAGGUUAGGUCACGGAGACUUAGCUCUAGAGAACACAGUGUCACCUCCCUGCAGAGUGGAGACCCUUCAUAUGCUUCACAUCAAAGUAUUAUCUGUCUCCUGUGGAGGGGAGCAUACAAUCGCCCUCACCCAACAAGGGGUUUAUGGGUGGGGCUCCUCCAAGUACGGGCAGGUAGGAACAGGAACCACCCACAUCUAUAGCCGCCCGAUGUUGAUUGAAGCCCUAUCAGGGGUCAGCUGUGUGGAUGUAGUGUGUGGACAGUAUCACAAUCUAGCCCUCACAGUGGAGGGGGA